Molecule: messenger RNA, 240 nt
Organism: Echinostoma caproni
Lineage: Eukaryota; Metazoa; Platyhelminthes; Trematoda; Plagiorchiida; Echinostomatidae
Source: the annotation of a GenBank genome assembly
GGGAUGAAAGCUAUCGAGAAAUUGAAACCGGAUGAAUUCACAGCCUAUCUUCAACAAUACAGUAAUACAAUAUGUGGUCGGCGUGGAAUCAGCGUGCUCCUGAACGCAGUUCAAACGUUACGGGACCGCGGUCAGGGAUAUUGGCAAAUGCAAUUUCUCAAGUACGCUCAAUCCUCGCAUUGCGAAUCGAUGAACGAUUCCUCGGUGAGCUACGCUGCCGGAGCUCUGACGGUGAAUUAA